This is a messenger RNA of Lottia gigantea (owl limpet), 210 nucleotides long. RefSeq lists its product as hypothetical. NCBI's taxonomy places the organism in Eukaryota, Metazoa, Mollusca, Gastropoda, Lottiidae. The coding region runs from base 1 to 210 and encodes 69 amino acids. The record is from RefSeq and is a predicted model, not a curated record. The transcript has a single exon.
AUGGUCUGUCCACAAUCUGCUUGUUUACCGUACACGAUAUAUGGUAUGGUCUGUCCACAAUCUGCUUGCUUACCGUACACGAUAUAUGGUAUGGUCUGUCCACAACCUGCUUGUUGGUUGGACAUGAUAUAUCGUAUGGUCUGUCCACAAUCUGCUUGCUUACCGUACACGAUAUAUCGUAUGGUCUGUCCACAACCUGCUUGUUGGUAG